Larimichthys crocea (large yellow croaker) is the source of this 2536-nucleotide messenger RNA. Its product is annotated as plectin-like. Gene Ontology annotation, biological process: cell-cell adhesion; wound healing; intermediate filament cytoskeleton organization. Gene Ontology annotation, cellular component: plasma membrane; intermediate filament; intercalated disc. Lineage: Eukaryota; Metazoa; Chordata; Actinopteri; Sciaenidae. The record is from RefSeq and is a predicted model, not a curated record. The coding region runs from base 156 to 2225 and encodes 689 amino acids. Gene Ontology annotation, molecular function: structural molecule activity. The transcript has a single exon.
GUUCAGCAUUACUGCAACACAAUAUCAUAUUUAUUAAGAAUUACAGUAUAAGUAAAUGCACUAUAGUUUUAUUAAUUCUUUAUCUUUUACUGUUUAUUAAAAAACCUGUUUAGCAGAUGUGUACUGUAGUGAUCUGUAACUAAACAGUUCUUCCAAUGUCACAUCUACAGAUGUCAACAAUGGGGAAAGAAAACAUUCUUGAAGGACUGAAACAAGUCAGACAAGAUAAAAUCGAAGUCAUUCAAAGCCAGAGCCUUUAUGAUUCACCAACAAAGAAAGUUUUGAAUAGCUCUGCUCAUCAAACUCCAACUCACCAACAAACAGAGAUAAAAAAUGUGACUAGCAAGAGCCAAGUCAAACCCGAUGAACCCAUGAGUCUGACAACACAUGGAUACAUGGCUCUUUGUGGACUAAAAGACUCACAUAGAAUCACGAGAACGUAUCAGAUCAGUGAAACUUACGAAACUGUAAACACAUCAGAGAGUGAGGGAAAACUGAGUGAGACAUAUUCAACCUCCCAAAAGCAACCAGAACUCAAGGGAAGCACCAGUAUUCAAAGCUUAAUCAAAUUCAAGUUCUUAGAUGAAGAGGUUUUACGUAAGUUGGAUAUGGGCCUUAUCACAGUGGAAGAGGUGCAAGCUUCGAUUUCUCAGCACAUUGGCAAACCAACAACUAUUGCUGGAGUUUAUGUGGAGUCAAGUAAGAAAAAGAUGUCUUUCCUAGAAGCUGCUGAGAAGGGCUUCUUAGCAAAGACAUAUGCUCUUGAGUUUCUGGAGGCUCAGGCUGCAACAGGAAGCCUUACGGAUCUGGCUACGGGGCAAACACUCUCAGUGGUUGAGGCUAUGGAGAAGGGAAUUAUAGAGGCAAGCCUGAAAGAUAAACUGAUGGAGGCUGAGAAAGCUGUUAGUGGCUACAUGCAUGCUGGCAAAAAGCUGUCUGUGUUUCAGGCAAUGGAAGAAAGGAUUCUUGAUAGAUACAGAGGCAAGAAGAUCCUCGAGGUCCAGGUAGCCACUGGAGGACUGAUCAACCCAAAGAUUGGUGUCAGGGUGCCAGCUAGCAUUGCUGUUGAUCAAGGUCUUUUGAACAAGGACACACUACAGAGUCUGCAUGAUCCAGUCAGUAACCCCAAAGGGUUCCACAACCCUGACACUGGACAGAAAGCAUACUACUCUGAAAUACUGAAGACAUGCCUUUAUGACAUAGAUGGUGGUGUGUUGCUCUUCCCCUUUGGUGAAAGAAAUUUAACAAACACCUCCCCCACAAGUUCUCAUCGAGCGUCUGUUGUCAUCAGCAGUCGUGGCAUCGAAAUGUCGGCUUAUGAAGCUUUCAAGGGAAGACACAUUGACAAGAGGACAUAUCUGUUUCUGUCACAGCAGGAAAGUGAAUGGCAGGAAAAGUCUGUAGCUGAUUCCAGUGGAAGCUCACUUCACAUCAUUGCUGAUGUCAAAAGUGGCCGACAGCUUUGUCUAGAGUCCGCAUUAAGUCAGAGGUUCCUUGAAAUGUCUGAGUUUGAAAGUUAUCGCAGUGGACUUCUUAGUAUCUAUGAGAUUGCAGACAUCAUAUUUUCAAGAAUGGUCGUUGUGGAAGAUGUUAACAGCCCCAUUGCUGGUUUCUGGGACAUCACUCAGAGGAAGAGGCUGUCAGUUCUCCAGGGUUUUCAACAAGGCUUUACUGAUAGAGCCACUGCCCUGCGGCUGUUGGAGGCCCAGGCCUGCACUGGAGGUAUUUGCGACCCCUCUUCAGGGGAGAAAGUUACUAUCUCAGAGGCUCUUAAAAGAGGUCUUUUAGAUGAGGCAUUAAAUCAGCAGCUCCAGCAGUUUGAGCAGGCAUUUAAUGGCAUCAUUCACCCUAAGACCUCAAAGACAUUGUCGGUUUCCCAGGCUCUUCAGGAAAAUCUAUUCCCAAAGGAUGCUGGCUUUCGCUGUAUUGAAUUCCAGCUCCUGACUGGAGGAUUGAUAAACCCAGACACUCAUGAUAGAGUCUCACUUGAAGAAGUCAUUCAGAGCGGCCUUGUUGACAAAGUUACUGCCUCUGUACUUAAAGAUGAGAAGUUCCUUACCAAAAGCCUCACCUGUCCAAAGACCAAGAGAAGAAUCACAUUCAGGGAGGCACUUGAAAGAAGUGUGUACGACUGCCACACAGGGUUAAGGUUACUGGAAGCUACAAAAAUCCAUGGUUAUGGAGCCAAAUCCACAUUUCAUUAUGUUUGGGCGUAUAAGCAGUAAUCAUUUGUAAAUACUGACUUGUCCAUAGUAAAACCUGCUUUGGCUUUGUGUUUGGCUGUGAAGUUACCUUGAACAGCAGUGAAUGCUGAAUGUUCUUUUUGAUUUACUCAUGUUUUAAUACAGUGGGUGUUACAACUAACAAUGGUUUUUGAGCUUUGGUGUUUUAAAUCUGAUUGCAAAUGUAUUUUGGCAAUGCCUUUCCCUUAUAGGAUUACGCCCUUCAGUUUGUAACAAAGUUAACAAUCUUGUUAAAAACCCAUUUGUUCUGAUUCUAGAGAUCUGUUGAUGAGGAGAAGAGAGAGCAUGGUGAU